UUGCUAUAUGUUUUUGCAGUUGCCUCGGACUAGUAUACUUAAAAUGUGUGAUUCCACACUCUGCAAUAUUAAAUGCAUUCGACAAAUGGAUAAUUUAUUAGCAGACGCAUAUACAUAAUCAGUUAAGAAACCGCUUCUCCACCUUCAGAUUGCAGCAGGCAUGUGGUGCUCAAUAGUUCAUAGAAGAACCUUACGCGCAAGCUCAGUCGGAUAUAUUAUGAUCAUUUUGGCGAUCCUAUUCCUAGUGCCAGUCAUAGAUGCAGCACGCUCAACUUCGAAUUCGCAAGAUGUUUCUGUGAUAUCUCAUGGCGACAUCAUACUGGGCGGUCUGUUCCCUGUCCAUGAAAAAGGGGAGCAGGACGGUACUCCUUGCGGUCCAAAAGUAUACAACCGCGGAGUGCAGAGGCUUGAGGCUAUGCUGUAUGCUGUGGACCGCGUGAAUAAUGACAGCAAUCUACUGCCGGGGAUAACGAUAGGCGUACAUAUACUUGACACCUGCUCCAGGGAUACAUACGCUUUAAAUCAGUCGCUUCAGUUUGUCCGAGCUUCCCUCAACAACUUGGAUACCUCCGCCUUCGAGUGCUCAGACACCUCUAGUCCGCAGCUAAGGAAAAAUUCAUCUUCUGGUCCUGUCUUUGGGGUGAUUGGGGGUUCCUAUAGCUCGGUAUCACUUCAGGUAGCUAAUUUACUGCGGCUGUUUCACAUUCCACAAAUCUCACCUGCGUCGACAGCAAAAACAUUAUCCGACAAGUCUAGAUUUGAUCUAUUUGCGAGGACUGUGCCGCCUGACACCUUUCAGUCAGUGGCCCUAGUUGACAUUAUUAAAAACUUGAACUGGUCAUAUGUAUCCACAAUUCACUCAGAGGGAUCCUAUGGUGAAUACGGAAUUGAAGCCUUUCACAAAGAGGCGACAGAACGGCACGUUUGCAUUGCUGCCGCUGAAAAGGUGCCGAGUGCGGCUGACGAUAAGGUGUUUGAUGCAAUUAUUAGCAAGCUGCAAAAGAAGCCAAACGCCCGUGGAGUGGUGCUUUUUACUCGGGCAGAAGACGCCCGACGAAUUCUGCAGGCAGCAAAGCGGGCCAAUUUGGGUCAACCGUUUCAUUGGAUCGCUAGCGACGGUUGGGGAAAGCAGCAAAAACUGUUAGAAGGUCUGGAAGAUAUUGCAGAGGGAGCCAUUACUGUUGAGUUACAGUCAGAGAUAAUUGAGGACUUUGACCGGUAUAUGAUGCAGCUGACUCCACAGACAAAUCAACGAAAUCCCUGGUUUGCCGAGUACUGGGAGGACACAUUUAACUGUGUGCUUACCUCCGAGUCUGAGUCUUCAAAUAUCAAUACUAAUGGUUCAAGCGUGGAUAACGAAAAGGUUAACACGCCAUGUGAGGAAAAUUUAAGGCUAUCGGAGAAAGUCGGAUAUGAGCAAGAGUCAAAGACUCAAUUUGUGGUAGACGCUGUUUACGCUUUCGCACACGCACUGCACAACUUGCACAACGACCGUUGCAUGCACCAAGACCAAGUCGAUCAGAGCCACCAGAAGCACCAGCAAAGCGAAUCCGUAUGGUUCCGCAAACCCGUGGACAGCAGUUCUCAAGCAUGUUCAGAUAUGGCAAACUAUGAUGGAAAAGACUUCUAUAACAACUAUCUGCUGAAUGUGUCUUUCAUCGAUUUGGCCGGAAGCGAAGUAAAGUUCGAUCGGCAAGGUGAUGGACUGGCGCGCUAUGACAUAUUGAACUACCAACGUCUGGACAACUCCUCAGGAUAUCAAUAUAAGGUUAUCGGAAAAUGGUUUAACAGCCUCGAAAUGAAUUUAGAAAGCAUUGUGUGGAACAACAAAGAGCUCGAUCAACCGACUUCAGCAUGCUCACUCCCAUGCGACGUUGGGAUGAUAAAAAAACAACAGGGGGAUACCUGCUGCUGGAUAUGCGAUAGCUGUGAGGCCUUCGAAUACGUUUAUGAUGAAUUUACUUGUAAGGACUGCGGCCCCGGACUCUGGCCAUACCCAGAUAAACUAUCCUGUUUUGGCUUGAGCAUUCAAUACAUGCGAUGGAACUCGCUGUUCGCCCUUGUCCCCAUGGCCAUUGCUAUAAUCGGCAUUUUGAUGACCAUUAUUGUGAUCGUUCUGUUUGCCAAGAAUCAUGACACUCCUCUCGUCCGAGCAUCCGGACGUGAACUUAGCUAUACCCUUCUUUUUGGAAUUUUGGUCUGCUACUGCAAUACUUUUGCUCUUAUCGCCAAGCCGACAAUUGGAUCUUGUGUGCUGCAGCGCUUUGGCAUCGGUGUUGGGUUCUCUAUUAUCUAUAGUGCACUGCUGACAAAAACCAAUCGCAUCUCACGAAUCUUCCAUUCCGCGUCGAAGUCGGCGCAACGGCUGAAGUACAUAAGCCCGCAAUCACAGGUAGUAAUCACAUCAACUCUAAUUGCAAUCCAGGUGUUAAUAACCAUGAUUUGGAUGAUUGUCGAACCUCCCGGUACACGUUUUUAUUAUCCCGAUCGCAGUGAAGUUAUACUCAAAUGCAAGAUUCAGGAUAUGUCAUUUCUAUUUUCCCAGUUAUAUAAUAUGAUUUUGAUCACGAUCUGCACCGUCUAUGCCAUAAAGACCCGUAAAAUUCCUGAAAAUUUCAACGAGUCAAAGUUUAUAGGCUUCACUAUGUACACUACAUGUAUAAUUUGGUUAGCUUUUGUCCCCAUCUACUUUGGCACUGGAAAUUCCUAUGAGAUACAAAUUACAACGUUAUGCAUCUCAAUCAGUCUCAGUGCAUCUGUAGCACUGGUCUGUCUUUAUUCGCCCAAGGUGUACAUCCUAGUCUUCCAUCCUGAUAAGAAUGUCCGGAAACUUACGAUGAACAGCACAGUAUAUCGGCGUUCAGCAACGACGGGGGCCCACGGUGGUGUACCGACUAGUUCCGGAUACAGUCGCACUCAAGGUGCAGGCAAUGUAACGCCAGCAGCCGCGGGCGCAGCAACGGUAACUGCCACCCCAAGCGAGCGACCAUCCCCUUCGCAAAAUGAGAGUCGGGACAGUCCGACCACCAGUCGCGACCAAGCGGCUGUCGUGCAUAAUGGCAACGAUGGAGAUAUUGGCUUAAUCGGUGGUACUGGCAGGGGCGAAUGCGAUUUCUCUGGCGAUUCAGUCCGCAUUAAAACUGAGGAUGAAGGGAACUCGUGAACUCAACAAGUGGUUUGGUCACAUUAAGGAAUAUGAAGCUUUAUCUGUUGCUAAAUAUGUAUAAGUCGAUGGACAACCCUCUAAGUUUAAGAGAUGGAAAACCCCGUAUUCUUAGUCAGAACUAGAUGGGCUAAAAUGAACCUAGUUAAACUAGUUUAAGAUCAAGUUAUAUCUACAUUCUUUAGAAAAACAGCACGGAAGCCCACCUCACCAUCAGGAGAACUAUCAAAUGCAAUAUCAUUGUCGUUCACUAGAAGUUUUCAAUCAAUAGAAUAAUUAGUUAAUUGUUGAGUUGAAAUUAUUUCUAUGCAUGGGUAAUUCAAUAGUUAGCACUAAUAAUAUAAAAAGGACAAAGGUCUUGAAUCGAGGUGGAUUUUCUUUAAAUUUCCUUUGUUACGGUCAUAUAAAGCUCCAAAAACCGUUCAUCACAACAUCCCAGAAAAUCUGUGACGAGCAAACGAAUGAGAAAAUCUUUUCGAAGAGAUAAUAUUCGACCAAAUUAAAUAUGUAUUAAAUAUUUCUAAAUAUUCUAAACUAUAUAAAAUCUAUUUAGCCUGCACCGUAGCUGUGGGCAAUAAAUAACUACAUACAUAUAUACACAUACCCAGAGAUCCCUAUCCUGUUGUGUCAUUUAUGCAGUUAGCAUUAGCCGUAGUUUACCCACCUAAUAGUUCAUACAGGCGAGAGGCUAGUAUUAAAGCCAAGCAGCACUUAACAUUUUUCAAAACCAUGAAACUGUGCUUGGUAAAAUCUCAACUCCAAUCGUUAUUAACACAUCUAAAAACAAAAUAUAGUCAAGAUAUGCACCGCACUAAAAUGAAUGGGCAUUCGCAUUUAUCCCAAGGUCCAGGUUCUAAAAUUUUAAAUAAAACCCUGUAUUUCGACAUCAAGAAUUCUUACAAGCUUACAAAAUAUAACAUACCUAUGUAUAAAAUACAAUUUCUGCGGAGUUAAGGUCAAAGCUUUUAGAAUAAAUUGUGUGUACACUUACCAUUAUAAAACCGAAGUUUUGGUCUCCGUGAAUAUUCGUAUCAUUUUAAUUUUUAAAGUAUAAAAUAAAAAAUACAAAAAUCAUAAA
Molecule: messenger RNA, 4241 nt
Organism: Drosophila willistoni
Lineage: Eukaryota; Metazoa; Arthropoda; Insecta; Diptera; Drosophilidae
Gene: mGluR
Product: metabotropic glutamate receptor
Exons: 6
Coding region: 161-3163 (1000 amino acids)
Biological process (GO): regulation of synaptic transmission, glutamatergic; G protein-coupled glutamate receptor signaling pathway
Cellular component (GO): membrane
Molecular function (GO): group II metabotropic glutamate receptor activity
Source: RefSeq, a predicted model, not a curated record